CUUAACUUAUACAUGCUUCUUGUUGCACAACUGAAAUAAUAUUUUGUACCAUAGUUUGUUGUUUUAUUGUUGUUAAAAACUUGUGGUUGUGUUUAUCAAACAUGUCUUUUAGUAAAGCAAAAAUCCAAAGAUUCAACGAUGUCAAAGCAUCUAUUGCCGCUGGCAAACAAAAUGCAGAAAAACCAAAGGUUAAACCAAAACCAGUGCUUCAGCAGCCAUGUGAUAUUAAACCAGAAAAAGCCACAUCGGAUACUGCCUCCUCCCAGAGUGUGCCAUGUUUUCGUACUCCAAACUUAUUGAAGAAAAAGUUAAAACUGACUGUACCUCCUAUAGGUACAACACCAAAACCCACAACACUUUUCCCAACUGAUCCCAAUAUUGAUGCCUUAAAGGAGAAAAUUGUUGAAUGUGAAAAUAAAGAUGCAUACAUUAAGGAUCUUACACAACAGCUUGAAGAGUUUAGAGAUAUUAUCUGCAGGAUCCAAAGAGAGAACGAACAUAUACAAAACGAAAAAGAAAAACACGAAAGAAUUGUUGAAGAUUUAAGAAACAGCCAUCAACUACAUUUACAGAGUAUACAGACUGAAUUCCAUAAGAAGCUUAUAGAAACACUUUCUAUAAAAGAGAGAAUUUCAGACCAAUUGAUAGCUUUAAGGGAAGAUUUUAAAAAUUUCCAAAUGUUUUAUGAAACUAAUGUACAAGAUUUAAAAAAUCACUGCAGUGAAAUGCCAAUGUACUUCCAAAAAUAUUCAGAUCAUUACCAAAUUCUCUUUGAACAAAAAGAAGCAGCGAUGCACCACCAAGAGAACAUGGUGAAGAUGUUAGAGCGAAGUUCUAUUGAGAUGCAAAAGAAACAUUCGCUUGAAAUAGAAAAGUUGAGGAAAGAACAACAGAUUGAAAUCCAAGACUUGGAAUUUGAACUGUUAAAGACAAUGACUGAAUUACAGAAAGAGAAAGAGAAUAGUUCUAUACAAAUUAAGGAAAUGGAAGAAAUGAUGAAUAAUAAACUUCUAGAAAUGAGGGAAGUUUUUCAACAAGACAAACAGAAUAUUAUACAUAAUUCUGAACUUAAAAUAAAGGAGAUGGAAGAAACAUUAAAAUCAAACAGUAAUUGGGAAGAUCAGAUGAACGAGCAGCUCAGUCAACAAGAAAUAGUGUGGAAAAACAAACUUAACGAACAACAGAAGCAAUCAGAUGACAUUUUGAAGGAAUGCCAAACCAUAAGUGAAUACCAUAUUAUACAAUGUACAAUAGAGAAGAAUGCAGUCGUGUGUGAGUUAAAAGAAAACAUAGAGGAAUUCAAACGCGUCAAAAACAAAUAUGAAGAGUUGACUAACGAUUUUAAGAAACUGACGGCCACCUAUAAUGAGCUAAAAACAGAACUAAAACUUAAAGAACAACAAACAAAAGAAGCAAAGAAGAAGCUCCAAGCAGAAAUUGAACAAUACAGCAAAAAGUUAAAACAAACUUUAAACGAAAAGUCAGCAUAUGAGUAUACAAUAAAAAAUUCGCAAGUUACUAUUGAAGUUCUUACUAAAAGACUAAUACAUUCCGAUAAAGACGUUGAACAACUUAAAGAAGAAUUAUCUGAUUGCGAGAAGAAGCUCUUAGAGUAUGAACAGAAGAACCUUCAACUAAUUGCAGACUUGAAGCAAGCUCAAGUCUCAAAUGAAGAACUCGAAAUGCAGUUUGAGUCUACCAUCAAAAUAAACUGCAAAGACAUCGAGAAUAUGGGUAGUAAGCUUUCCAAAGAAGUCGAUGAGUACAAAAAAGAAGUUAUUAAAUACAAGCAACGUUUUACAGAUGAACAAAAACUCAACAAAGAAAUUAUGCAGCAGGUUCAUGAUGCUUAUGAUAUGAUUAAUAGGCUAAAGAUGGAGUUGGAAGAUGCUGAGACUAUCUACAGUCAAUAUAAAUUUGAGAUCCAGCAAUCCCAAAACGAACUUGAAGACUACCACAUGAGAGAAAUGGACUGGAAUAUCAUCAAAGACAAAUUAGAAUCCACUGUAAAGGAACUCGAAGAUCUUUUAUCGUCUAAAAACCAUGAAAUCACCGACUUAAAGAAAAAAGUCAGUUUACUGGAACAGAAGUCCGAUUCGAUUUUGCAGUAUUCUGAUUACUACAAACAAAAAGUGAAGGAAUUAGAGUUAGAUCAAGCUGAAACUAACAAAAUACACAAAAAGUACAUUGAGUUAUCCGGAAAGUAUGAUUGCUUAUCUUAUAAGUAUGAAGAACUUGAAAGUGAGAUCUUACAACACAAAAUGAGGCUGGUUAAUGUAUCUGAAAAGAAAGAUGAAGGCGAUUGGAAGGUUAAAUAUGAUACACAAGUGACAGUUUGUAGUGAACUGGAACAGAAAAACGCAAAGCUGGAACAAGAACUCCAAAAACGUUUGAAGGAUGAAUCUACUUUGAAAUCGGAUUGUAUAAAAAUGAAGGUAGAACGAGAUGCAUUAACGAUGAAAGUUCAGCAACUGGAGAAUGAAAUAUUACAGUUCACAUUAAACGAAAAACCACGUACUCCCAAGACCUCCAAAAAGUUCAAAACUGAGGACCAAGACCCAAUGAAGUUAUUUAAGAAAAACAAACAUCCCAAAGAAGACAAGGAAAACAUAGGCAGUCCAAACAGAACACUUAAUAAUUCUAGCAGAAUCGAUUCUCCUCUGAGGGACAGAAAUUAAAAGUAAAAUAUAGAAGUUAUCCUGUUUUUAACAAAAAAUUUGGGUAAUAAAAUAUCGGCUAGAACUGACUACGAAUAAUGUCAUUGAAUAUUAGUAAAGAUACUAGAAUCUUUUAAAAAACUAUUCUUUUCUUUUUGAAGUAGAGUAGUACAAGUCUGUUGAUACUCCUCUAUAUUGAAAAGUUUUUUACACACCUCAAUCAAUUAGUUGACGCCAAUGAUUUUAAAAACUACAAGUAUAUGAAUGAAAACUGUUCAAUAAGUUUUACGAGUCGAUAAGAAACACACAAUUUUAUUAGUCCAGAAAGCCACUGCGCGUCCGCUAGGAAAAAUAUUCUGAUUCGGAUUUUUUGCACAAUCUUACUCAAAAAGGACUCCUUUUAACAAAUAAUUUGCAUGUUGCCAGGACCAAAAGGUGGUCAAAAAUUUUUUAAACGUUUGUUUUGCAUGGAAAAGGUUUUUUUUAGGUUUUUUGGAUCAUUCCAAACAGAAUAGGUCUUUAGUGACUUUUCUCUAAAAAUGAUAGUUUUUGACAUAUAAGCGAUUAAAAAUUGAAAAAUUGCGAAAUCGGCCAUUUUUAACCCUCAAAAACUAUGUGAAAAACUGAAAAUUUGAAUGUUGCCAAGGUAGCUAGAUAUUCUUUAAACAUCGAUUGAUGAAAUCCCGAACAGUUUUUGCAAUACAAUAUUCAAAACUCCUUUGUUUUUAAUUGCUAAUCAAGCGUGCGCGACACUAUUUUCCACCGACAGUAUGGUGCAAAUGAAAGGAAUAAAUUCGUUAUUUCAUAAACCGGCGACUUUAAGAAAAAAUCCCGAAACAGGUCGAUUUUUAUUUUUAAGUUAUGAUAUUGUGGCAUAUAUGGUAUACUAGUGACGUCAUCCGUCUGGGCGUGAUGACGUAAUCGAUGAUUUUUUUAAAUGAGAAUAGGGGUCGUGUGGUAGCUCAUUUGAAAAGUUCUUCAAUUCUCUAUUUAGUAAUGUAAACAUUUACAUAAUUAUUUAUACAGGGUGUCCUACUUCUUUUUUUGUCAAAUAAUUUAAUUUAAUAAAAAAUUUUUGGACACCGUGUAUAAAUAAUUAUGUAAAUGUUUAUAUUACUGAAUACAGAAUUGAAGAACGUUUCAAAUGAGCUAGCACACGACCCCUAUUCUCAUUAAAAAAAAUCGUCGAUUACGUCA
Diabrotica virgifera virgifera (western corn rootworm) is the source of this 3854-nucleotide messenger RNA. Its product is annotated as interaptin-like. The transcript is spliced from 7 exons. The record is from RefSeq and is a predicted model, not a curated record. Bases 102 to 2678 code for a protein of 858 amino acids. NCBI's taxonomy places the organism in Eukaryota, Metazoa, Arthropoda, Insecta, Coleoptera, Chrysomelidae.